AUGACAAUUGAUCAUCCUUUCAGUCAAGAAGAUAAUCUUCGUUUGGACCGCCUUUCAUCACCACGUUUUUCUCCAGAUGGUAGCAGUAAUGCUAUGUAUUUGCGACGACAAUAUCAUAUGCCCAAUUGCAACGGAUCAUCAACAACAUUACAUUGGGUCGAUUUGAGUAAUCCUCUGAACGACAUAGUUGUGCAACUGAUGCGAUCAAUUUGGGGAGUCCAUGAUCAGCAAGUAAACGAAAAGAAAACUAACGGGUAGUUCAGAUUCAAUUGUCGAUCUUAGUGAACUAUAUUUUGAUCAAUCAUUGAAUCUUAUUUUAAUACAAACUACAGCAUUGGAUAAAGCAAACAAAGUUCUACAUUUUCAAAGGGUGUGGGUGUGGGUGUAGACCAUGUCUUUACUCGCAGCCAUACCCCACAGCCACAGUCACACCCACCCACAUCUUUUAGAUCUUUUAAUAGCCAGUCUCAGUUUAGAAACCCUUCUCUGUGACGGUUUCUGGUUAGUAUCUCCCAAUAAUGAACAAUUACGUAAAGCGAUCUCUUUUUUUUGUGAUUUCCGAUGAUGCUCAUAUUAGAGAGGUUUUACUAUAUAUUACAAUGAACAUUGAGUUAGAAAUGUGCACGAUACCUUAAUAAUUAAUAAGCUAUUAUAGGCGCAGCAGCUUUCCUUAAACGAUUAUCUUGCAUAAUAAAUGUCAUUACUUUUAUCAAUUUCAGUCAAAUAAUGAUUAUGUAUAUUUUCUAUCUCAACGAAGAUCGUUCAUCAAAAGGUUUACAAGACAAGCAAUUAUCAUAAUAUUACGUCCUUGAUGCUGUUUUCUCAAUUAAGAAGAAAACUUUUAAGUGAUUACAAUGAAAACAAUGCUAGUGCGCAUCCAUCAGUACGCCUCAUAUCAACCAUUAAAACCUAAAAGUUUACAGCAAUGAUUGGAAAUAAUUUUCUAAUGCAUAGAUUCAAAAGAACAAUAUAAAGUAAGAAAGCUUUAAAAAAUGUCUUCAUUAGAGAAAUAGUUCGUAAAAAUCGUUUUAAACUGUUGUUUUGUCUGAGUUUACUCUAGUUUGUGUUUCUUAAGUUAAUGAUAAAAAAUAAUUGGAAUUAUUUUUAUAAAAAUAGUAUAUACUGUACCAAGCAGUUUAUCAAUGUAGUCUAGCAUAGAGACAUUGUUUUUUCUAUAAUUAUUGGAAAGAGUCCGUUCUCAGUUUCAAAUUUCAUACUGAACAAAUAUUGUUUGUAUUCAGGAAGAAAAAUUUAACAAUGGUACUUCUCAUUAAAGGUUCUAGACAUGAAGAUUUUUUAAUUGCGUAUUAUUAAGAAAGAAAGACAAAACACUCAGUGUUUGGUUCUUCUUAAGACAAGAUCUUUCACAAAUAUAUUUAUUAUAUGAUCAAAAUGCGACAAAAAUUGCUACUUCAUCUUAUUAUAUAACGAAAUAUACAGGCUUUCGGAAAUAUUCCUCCAGAGAAAUAUAAAUUUUUUUCUUCCCGAUAGAGAGACAUUUUCAGUAAUACAAAUAUGCAUAAAAUAAUAAAAGUUUUGCUUCGCAAUAAUUGACCUGGACGACAUGCUCAAUGCUAAAUUAAAGAUCGACAGUUAAUAUCUGUUAUUGAAAUAAAACUCAGGUUUCCAACCUGAGAAACGAUUCUAGAACAAAUGUAAAAUUACUUAAAACGUUCUAUAUCACUUUAUUUAAAACUUAAAUAUCAUAGAACAAGUUCUCAUACAAAAAAAAAGUAACAAUUACCGAGUUUUAAACUUUAGUUGUUUUUGUGCAACAGUUUUAACUGGACUUCGAUUAAUGCUACGAUAAGACAGUAAAUGAAUUGAAGUGUUACUAAGCUUGAAACAACAGCCACCGAACUUUCCAAGCAGACCAUAAUUUGAUAAUUAUCAAUAUAUUGACCAAUCAGGAUACACAUCGCACUAAUAAUUGUUGCUAUAUUAAUCAACUAGGGACUACCAUAAAUAAUAAAAAUCGAUAUUGUAUUAAAUGAUCCAAAAAUAUUUAAAUGUAUACGAAACUUUGUAAGUUUCACCCGUUGUUCAACAAACUUCUUAUGAGCUGCGAGAAUUUCAUUGAGCUUGUCAUGAGUUGGGGUGUAGGUGUGGGUGUGGGCUAGCAGAACUCCUACACCCACACGCAGACUAAGGCCGACACCCACACC
Molecule: messenger RNA, 2165 nt
Organism: Rotaria sp. Silwood2
Lineage: Eukaryota; Metazoa; Rotifera; Eurotatoria; Philodinida; Philodinidae
Source: the annotation of a GenBank genome assembly